Molecule: messenger RNA, 1746 nt
Organism: Carica papaya (papaya)
Lineage: Eukaryota; Viridiplantae; Streptophyta; Magnoliopsida; Brassicales; Caricaceae
Source: RefSeq, a predicted model, not a curated record
AUGAAACACUGUAUCUUACUGUUUAAGGUGUAACACUGUAUUUGCUCGGUGAUGUUAUGAUCUGAAAAUUGUUGUGUGAAUUUGGCUAUGGCGAUAGGAUCUUGGUACCGGAUUCUUUUCUUUUGUGGUUUGUAUUAUGUGUUGAUGUUUAUGUUUUUUGAUUCGCGAAUAGUGGUGGCGGGAAUGGAGCCGGCGAAGACGGUGAAGAAUCCGCAAGCAAAUGAUGGUUUGUGUUCGAAAUUUGCUUGGGAAAUCCAGGGGUUUACGAGACGGAACGAAAAGAAACUUUAUUCUGAGACAUUUGUGCUUUGUGGCCAUAAGUGGCGGAUACUAGUUUUCCCAAAAGGAAAUGGCGGGAACCAGCUUUCGGUAUAUUUGGAUGUUGCUGAUUCUGCAGUACUGCCAACGGGAUGGAGUAGACAAGCAACGUUCAUCUUGACUGUGAUCAAUCAAUUCAGUCGGAGACGAUCUGUAAGGAAGGAAACACUACACCUGUUCAAUUCAGCUGAGAGUGAUUGGGGAUUCACAUCAUUUAUGCCUCUCGCAGAGAUCUUAGAUCCCCACAGAGGGUUUAUUGUGAAUGAUGCGAUUAUUAUUGAACUUCAAAUUCAGGAGUGUUUAUCCAAUGACUCUGAGCAGAUCUCCAGAAUUGAACACGAAAAAGUAGAAUUACUGGUCCCAACAGUAGAAAUCCAGAGUGAAAGAGAAGAGCAGAUCUCGAAAACUGAACAAGAAUCAGCCAAAUUACUAGUCCCAACAGUCGACAUCCAGAAUAUAACAGAAGUGCACAUUUCAGAAACUGAUCAUGAACCAUUCGAAAUAAUAGCCCCAACAAUCGAAAUCCAGAGUGAAACAAAUGAGUUGAUUCAGCCCAUUGAAUCUGAAUUGGCAAAGGAUGAAACUUUAUUAGUAGUGGCAUCUCACGGAGAUUCUCCAUGUCAACAGGAAGUUGAACAAGCAACCAUUGUUUCCCUUGAAGAAGAAGGGCUCGGUAUUAAAGUUUCUGACCAACCUCAAAUUUUGUCAGAGGAAGUGCAAGAUAAAGUUCAUGAUAUCAAAGAUGAGCUUCCUGUUGAUCGGCCUCAUUUUGCAGAAGAAGGAAAUAAUCAAGUACUCCAACCUGAACUUGUUUCUUUGGAUAAUGAUCAAUCCACCAUCUCUGCUCCAAAAGAUUUGGCUUCUCAAUCCGAGCCUCAAUCAGAGUGCAAAACUAUUGAUAUCAAUGGCUUUCUGGUGCUAUUGCCUCAGGUAGAUAUAAUUAGGCAGGUUUUUGAGAAACAUCCCGAUUUAGCUUCAAACUGUCGGCUGCGCAAUGUUGAGCUUCGAUCAGCAUUCGUAGCUUUCCUCUACGCAGUCAUGGACAUGUUAUGUCAAUCUCCAGAGGACAUUUCUGAGGAGGACCUGAAAUGGGUCGAAGACGGUUUGAUUGAUCUGGAGUAUGGCGGUUUCCAGGUGGAUUGGCUGAAUAAGAAGGUGGCGGAGAUCAAAGAGAAAAAGGAACAGGCUAGUGGGUCUAGGCUGGAAGACCUUGCCAAGCAAAUCGAGCAGGUGAAGGCCGUGAUGCUGAACCUUGAAGCUCAACUGGAGAAGGAGAAAGCUGAGACCGUUGCAGCCAAGUCUCCCUUGUCCUUCAACCAUAUAAUUUGAUGUUCUUCUUUUUUUCCUCGAAGGAAAAUAAUUUGAUUUCUUAGUAUGUUAGUAGUCCAAAGAUUUUCUAAGUUAUUCCUUAUGUUUGCAGUUGCCAUU